AUGAUCUCACCAGGAACCAUCCGCAAAAAGAGAAACUUCAAGAACCUGGCCCUGGACGAGGCCGCCAACGAGAAUGCCCCUCCCGGUGGAAGUGCCCAUCUGCACAACCUGCCCAUCGGCGGCCAGGGCAGCGCCCGCCGCGAACCUCUGCCGGACCUCGAACUCGGCGUCGAGUUCAAGCUCGAUCUCAGGUCAGAGGACCUCCAGACCAUCUCGGAGCUCGGUGCUGGUAACGGAGGCACCGUCAGUCGCGUGAUGCAUCUCCCCACCAAAUCCAUCAUGGCUCGCAAGGUCAUUCAUAUUGACGCUCAACCUGCGGUCAGGAAGCAGAUUCUGCGUGAGCUCCAGAUCAUGCACGACUGCAAUCACCCCAAUAUCGUCUCCUUCUACGGCGCGUUUUUGCACGAAAGCGAGAUUUCUUACUGCAUGGAGAUUAUGGAUGUCGGAUCACUGGAUGGUAUUUGUGCAAAGAAUGGAGCAUUCCCCAUGGAUGUCAUUGGACUCAUCACGGUCUCUGUGCUCAAGGGACUAAACUACCUCUACACAAACCACAAGAUUGUCCACAGAGAUCUCAAGCCAUCCAAUAUCCUUAUCAACUCUGCAGGACUGGUCAAGAUCUGUGACUUUGGAGUCUCUGGGCAACUUGUGAACUCGAUCGCCAACACCUUUGUCGGAACCAGCAACUACAUGUCGCCUGAGAGAAUUCGAGGAUGGAACUACGGAGUGCAGUCGGAUGUGUGGUCACUAGGUAUCACACUCAUGGAGUUGGCGCUUGGACGGUUCCCUCUGGACGCCGAAUGCAGAUCGCUGACUGUUCUGGAGUUGCUUCAGCACAUUGUUAACGAGCCCCUUCCUACGCUUCCCCGUCGAGACUUCCCAGAGGAUUUCUGCAACUUUGUUGACAUUUGGUAA
This is a messenger RNA of Linnemannia hyalina, 912 nucleotides long. The record is from the annotation of a GenBank genome assembly. Lineage: Eukaryota; Fungi; Mortierellomycota; Mortierellomycetes; Mortierellales; Mortierellaceae.